This is a messenger RNA of Odocoileus virginianus texanus, 6081 nucleotides long. The record is from RefSeq and is a predicted model, not a curated record. NCBI's taxonomy places the organism in Eukaryota, Metazoa, Chordata, Mammalia, Artiodactyla, Cervidae.
GCAUCCCGCCCUGAGGACCUCGGAGAGGACCCCGAGUCCCUUCUGCGGGCUGCGUGUGUGGGAGGGGCUGAGAAGCGGACUACCAAGGGGCCAAGGGAUGAGCUGGGGUCCGCCUUCCCAAUGGCAUCUCCCCCUGGUCUGGAGCUGAAGACACUGAGCAAUGGGCCCCAGGCCCCAAGGAGACCAGCAUCUCUGGGUCCAGCAGCCCCACCCAGGGAGGGUGUGGAGAAUGCCUGCUUCUCUUCCGAGGAACAUGAGUCCCAUUUCCAGAACCCUGGGGACGCCAGACCAGGCCGCUCCCCCAGCCCUCCUGGGGGCCUUGGCCCCUCACGGCCCCGAUCCCAGAGAGACGACGUGUCCCUGCAUUCAGAAGAGGGGCCAGGCCUGGAGCCUGUGAGCCGCCCGGUGGAUUAUGGCUUCGUGUCUGCUCUGGUUUUCCUGGUGAGCGGGAUCCUCUUGGUGGUGACUGCGUACGCCAUCCCCCGCGAGGCUCGCGUCAACCCGGACACAGUGUCAGCGCGGGAGAUGGAACGGCUGGAGAUGUACUAUGCACGCCUGGGCUCACACCUGGACAAGUGCAUCAUCGCGGGCCUGGGGCUGCUCACGGUGGGCGGCAUGCUCUUGUCCGUGCUGCUGAUGAUCUCCCUGUGCAAGGGCGAGCUGUACCGCCGGCCCACCUUCGUCCCGGGCAGGGGCUCCAGGAAGACCUACGGCUCUAUCAACCUGCGCAUGAGACAGCUCCAUGGGGACGGGGGCCAGGCCCUGGUGGAGAACGAAGUCGUCCAGGUCUCAGAGACCAGCCACGCCCUCCAGGGAUCUUAAAGGAGCAGCAAGUGUUCAAAAGAGGUCAGAGGAGAGACCUCUUGGAACUGGAUGUAAGUUUAAAUUGGACUGGACUGAGUUUGAAAAUCAAAGUGACCAUUCAGUUUUUGGUUGAAUCCUAGAUGCUGAGAUGAGAAAGGGGGAUCUGACAUAGAGGUUAGCUGGAUAAAACACAACACUUCAUGUUUCUACAUUUCAGUGAACUCAUUAUGCAUUAUACACAUUAGAUGAUCUAAUUUUAAAUGAAAUACUGUGUUCUUUCUGUGCCAGGCACUAAGUCUUUGCAUCUGCUAGUUCAUUUAAACCUCACAACCAUCUUGGAGAGUGGGUGCUAUCAUUAAUUCCCUUUUACAGAUGAGUAAGCUAAAGCACAGGCAGGCAAAGUGACUUUCUCAAGGUCACACUAGUAAAUAGCAGACUCAACUAUAAUAGCAUGCAGGCCAGUCAGGGCAUGUUUGCAGAUCUGGGCUGUAGGCUGCCACCGAGGCUUGUGGUAUAGAUGUCAAGUGGGAAGCUCUGUGGGGGAUAAGAGGGGACAGUUGGGGCAGCACCAAACUUGGACAGGCCCAUGUCCUACUUAAAUCAUGGAAUCUCAUAGGUCAGCGGGAUCUUUGAGAAUCCUUGGAAGAUCAAGUCCACCAUUAUCCCCAUUUUACUACUGGGGAAAACCAAGGGGAGAGGUGGGACUUGCCCAGGGGCCCCAUGGCUCAAGCCCCCUCUCUUCUUCUGAGGCUUCUCAUGUGAAUUUAUGUCAUAGACAUCAAGAAGCCUAGAGGAUGAUGCUGAGCUCCUGUGGUUCUAAUCUGGAGGGCGGGCGGGCAGGGCUCUGUCUUGUAGGCAGAAUACCUAGGUUCAUCCUUUUUAGGGAUGCCUGCCUGUCCCGGAGGAGGGCCACCCUGGACUGGGGAGCAGUCGACACUGGCCUACCCUGGCCCAAAGGCUUCCUCAGCAGCUGCGCGUAGGUGGGAGCUGACCAGGGUGCUGAACCUGCAUGGCCCCAUCCUCUUACAGCCUGGCUGAGGGGAGAAAAAGAGGGAGGGACGAUUUUUUUGGGUCAUAUUUUCAUCACUCAGAGACCAACAUGACUGUUAUGGGUAAUGUCUGAUACACAAGUUUUGGGCUAGGAUUUCUUUGUGGUCUUUGUGGCAGAGGGAGGGUCACUCAACUGCUCUGGAUACGCUUUUUCAUCUGUUCAAUGGGAAGAGUAGCUCCCAUCCUACCAAAGUCAGAAGACUGGGGUGAGCAUCAUUUGAGGUCAGAUGACAGAGCCCUGCACGGAGCCCAAGGCCAUGUCUAGGCCAGUGACGCCUCUCAGGAGGUCAUCCUGACAGGCUUUGUGGCCUGUUCCUUCCUCUGUGGGAUAGGGGUUGGUCUGGGUGGUUUCAGGUGUGCCUAACCUGGGUGCUUGGGUGCUGUGGCUGUAAGUGGAAGUGCUCAGAAACAUGAGAUACACUUUGCAAUAGGACUGACUUCAGAGUCCUGGGCCAUCUUGGGAAUUAUGCAGCAUUGUUCCUUUCUCGUAUCAGUCCUGACUUGUUUUCCGGCUUCAGGAAUGGAUUUUGCCCAUGCCUCUCCUCUGGACAAGAUGUGGGGUCUAGGUAUAGCAGUUUUACUAAAAAGAGCACCAGUUUUAGAACCAGGCUGACUCGGGUCCUCAUCACGGCUCUGCCACUCCUCAAGGAACAAACCCAGCACCACUUCAACUAAGCUGCUAACAAUGUUUACCUUGGGAACAGCUAGGUGUACUACACGAGACUAGGAGUUUGGCACACUGAGGGCAUCAGAUACAGUUAUUCUCUUCACUGAAUAGCAGUCCAAGGUUUCCUUCCUCUUGUUCAUGAAGUGAAAGUCAUUCAGUCAUGUCUGACUCUUUGCAACCCCAUGGACUGUGGCCCACCAGGCUCCUCUGUCCUUGGAAUUUUCCAGGCCAAAAUACUGGAGUGGGUAGCCGCUCCCUUCUCCAGGGGAAUCUUCCCAACCCAGGGAUCAAAUCCAGGUCUCUUGCAUUGCAGGUGGAUUCUUCACCAUCUGAGCCACCGGUGAAGCCCUCUUGUCCAUGAACCUCCAGUCUUAUCUACCUAUAUGGAUUCAGUAAUGAUAGCUGGUACCCACGGGGCUCCUGCUAUCUGUCUGUAAGACACAUUAUUUGGUUGGGUCCUGCAACAAUCCUGAAGGUAGAUGUGAUGCUCAUUUUGCAGAUAAAGUCACACACCAGCAAACGGAGAGUUGGGAGUCCUAACUACUCCUGCUUGAUUCCAAGAAUCCUGCUUGCCUUCUUGAGCAAAUUACUGAAACUUUUCAAACCCUCUUUUUCUGGCCUGGAAAAAAUGGGGAUAGUAUUUCCUUAUAUUAGAUAUGAUAAAUGCUAUUUUACAAGGGUACAUCCAUAUUUAAAAACAUAUCAAACAAACACAUUGAGUGGUAUGGGAGAAAGGAAUGGAGAGGUUACAGGGGGAAAACAGAAAACAGUUAAAAUGAGGAGGUUCUUGCAUUAGUCAUAGUAUGUCAUCAACCAAGACUGAUGAUUCUUUUCACCUGCUACUCAGGUAAACAGAGAAGAUUUAAGGUUUGUACACUAGAGAGUUUCAGACUUUAAAGUGCACACAAACCACUUGGACAACUUGAUAAAGUGCAGAUUCUCAUUUAAUAGGCCUGGGUGGGGCCCGAGAUUCCACAUUUCUAACAAGUUUCUAGGUGAUGCUGCUGGUUUGAGUAGCAAGGAUGUGUAUAGCCUUCCCUUCGCUUCUCAGGAAUUCUCAAACUGGUCUGUCAGAUGAAUCACCUGAGGAACUUAUAAAAAAUGGACUUAAGGGCCCUUCCCUAGUGAUUUGGAUCCAGGUCUGGGUUGGGGCCCAAGAUGUACUGUGUCCUUCAAGCAUUUCAGGAGAGACUGAGAGGCUUGGGCAAGCUGGAGAAGCCUGGCUGUGGUGCUCAUCUCUAUCAAGGCCCAUGCUAUAGGGAUGUUAAUACACAGGAGACUGGCUUGUCAGACCUCUGUCCCAAACGUGCCUUCCUGGGACAAGCAGGAAAAGGGGGAAAAGGCCAUUUCCCAGGCUCCUUUGCAGCUAUGGUUUAAGAGUUGAUGUAGGUUCCAGCUGUCAGAUGAAGGCAGCCAAGCCUUGCACUUGGAACUGAGGUGAGAGGAAGUGGGGGGGAGGUGGUCAAGGUGGCAGCACAAGGGGCAUUCUUCGGGCACAGAUCCAGGCAGUUGCUGUGUGGCUCUGCAGUUUCCUGAUCCCCAGAUCAAGACAAUGGUGAUGUGAUCUUGCUGCUGCCUACAUUCAAACCUUCUUGUUUCAAAAAGCUAAAGUAGUUUCUGCUCCCUGCAGCCCUCCCUGUCUCUCCUCUUUCAGAACCCUGUCGCACAACACUCACCCUAUGUGGUUAGUAUGGAACCUGGCCUUUCCCACGGUCAUCCAAAGUCUGAGGCUGGGCCUUCCACUUUGUACCUGCCAGCUAACCCUGCCACUAGUGGGGCAGGCCUCAUGUCACUGCUGCUCUCUGCACCCUAGUAUCCUUGGUCACCUGGGUCUUGCACUCCUCUAUAGCCACCAUCCUCACUGCCUGCCACUCCUACUUGUGACCUACCCUCUGGGUGAGGCUCAGGGCUCGGCACAGCUGGAGACUUAGGGUAUCCCAAGGACAAACAGGGGCUGGGGGGCUUGGAUGCCGCCCCUUGAAUCUCUCUUUUGGUGCAAAAAGUCAACAGCGGGCCUUAAGAAUGUAAGUUUUAUAUUAGACAAAGCUGAGGAUAUGCAUGUGAGGGAUCUUUCAUCUCCUUGGUGGUGGGACCUGUCUCAUUGGAACUGCCCAAAGUAGACAAGGUUACAAGGCGACAGACAGUAACUGCUCCACAGACUCUAAUUUUUCUUCUGUGAAGAGGCAAGGAUCAGUAAUAGAAUGUCAUUAAUGAGUAGAAAGGGAAGCUAUGAAGGAAUCUGGAUUUCAAAGAAUGAAGUUGUUAUUAUAGGGCUUGCUACCCGAUUUCUAACUGCAUGUCAACAGUUAGAAAUCCUGUCCCAUCCAGCACAGGAAUAUAAAAUCUGUUUUGAACAUAAUGCCUGCUUGGAGUCAGGGUCUUGAGACCAGUGACUUCACCAUGGAGGCUGACAGCUCACGAUGAGCAGAUAAAUGCAAUGCAAUGAAAAACACAUCCAGCUCUAAGAAUAAGGAACAACACAAGGCAAGGAAGAGGAGUUGGAGAUGAGGAGACUGCCAGAGAUGGUACAUGUGGUCUAUGUCACUUCAAAAGACAAAUAUUUAGAACUAGAUGUUUAUUUUACUUGUAAGCCACUGGAUCAACAUAAAUAUUUCAAAACAAGCAAAACAAGCAAAAGUGCUUGUUUCCAGGUCUCACCAGACCUGGAAAGCUCAUGGUAACUUCCCUAUAGACAGGACCUUUCUCCUAAAUCACAUGCAGCCCUGAAACUUACCCAAAAGUCAAACUUUAACUCCUCUGCAUCUCACCAGUCAUCCCAAGGUGGCUAUUACCAAAGCCACAGUCUUCGGUCUCUGUCUUGUUUGACCUAGGUCAGAAUUCCUUGUUUUUUUAAGAGAGGACAAAACCACAAUGAGAUACCACUUUACACCCACUAGGAUACCUAUACAUAAAAAGACUAACAAGUACUGGUGAGGAGAUGGGUCAGGCCACUCAUACUCUGCUAAUGGGAAUAUCAAAUGGCAUGGUCACUUUGGGAAACAGUGUGGCAGUUCCUCAAAAAUGAAACACAGAGUUACCAUAUGAUCCCACAAUUCCACUCCAAGAGAAUGGAAAACAUAUGACCAAACAAAAACUUGUACAUAAAUGUUCAUAGCAGCCUUAUUCAUAAUAGCCAAAAAGUUGGAACAACCUGUCCAUCAACUGAUAAAUGGAUAAAGAAAAUGUGGAAUAUUAUUCAGCCAUUAAAAUAAAUGAAUUACUGAUACACGCUACAGCAUGGAUGGACCCUGCAAACGUUAACUGAAAGAAACAAAACAUGAAAGACCACAUAUUGUGUGAUUCCAUGUGUAAGAACUGUCCAGAAUAGGCAUAUCUUUAGAGACAGAAAACAGACGAGUGGUUACUUGGGGCUGGGAGAAGGGAAUGGAGGGUGACUGUUAAUGGGUAUGAGAUUUCUUUUGGGAUGAUGAAAUGUGCAGAACUCAGAUAUGGUGAUGGGUGCACAACACUGUGAAUGUACUAAAAACACUGAAUUGUACACUUUAAAAAACAUGAACUUUAUGCGUAUGUGAACUGUAGCUCAAUAAAGCUGUUAUUUU